This is a messenger RNA of Suillus paluster, 207 nucleotides long. RefSeq lists its product as uncharacterized. Lineage: Eukaryota; Fungi; Basidiomycota; Agaricomycetes; Boletales; Suillaceae. The annotation marks the transcript as partial. The record is from RefSeq and is a predicted model, not a curated record. The transcript is spliced from 2 exons.
AUCCGGUUCAUCUGCCUCAGAUACUACGAUGGCUGUCAUGCUGUAGCACAUGCCAUUGAUAUACAAAACAGAUUCGGUCCUCCUCUCCUUACCCCAGAUGUUCAACAUCUCACCAACAGACAUGACUCUCUCAAAAGCCUCUCAGCGAUAGAGAUAAGACAUAGCUAUGAAGGAUGGGAUCAAAGGAGGAGGGAGAGCCCGUGGAGA